This is a messenger RNA of Neoarius graeffei (lesser salmon catfish), 4604 nucleotides long. RefSeq names its product sprouty homolog 1, antagonist of FGF signaling (Drosophila) (gene spry1). Gene Ontology annotation, biological process: negative regulation of MAP kinase activity; multicellular organism development; animal organ development. NCBI's taxonomy places the organism in Eukaryota, Metazoa, Chordata, Actinopteri, Siluriformes, Ariidae. Gene Ontology annotation, cellular component: cytosol; membrane. The transcript has 4 exons. The coding region runs from base 2339 to 3217 and encodes 292 amino acids. The record is from RefSeq and is a predicted model, not a curated record.
UUAUUAACACAAGCCAACGAAUCAAAUUUCAGGCAUAUUGUUUGAAUGUAUGUGACAAUAAUUUGGAGCAACAGACAAGUUUAAUUCUGAACUUUCCACUGACCGAACACACUCUCGUUAGAUUCCAAUUGACGGUUAUACACCCACUAUAGUUUUGUGACUUCCUGAUGUUUGGAUUAAACCCAUUCAACUCGAGCGACUGGCCAUUAAUAAGUCACUAAAAAAGUUAAGAAGUCACUAAUAAAUGUCAUAUUUUUGCUGGGUUGCUAUUUCCACCACUGUAACAACCCCAGGCUUUUGGCUUCACAGAUCUCUCAGACCCCACUUUGAGAUCCCCACUUUUUUGUUAUUGUUGUUGAAGCAAUUGGAUUUAAAUCAGUUUCAGAUGUGAACUGGGUGCAUUUACAAUUUCGGUGAUAAAAGAGGCAUGUUUGUCCAAUGGAUUGCAUUGCAGCCUCAUCGCUCCAGGGUCUCUGGUUCGAUUAUCAACUCGGGUUACUGUCUGUCUGGAGUUUUCUCUGCACUUUUUCCCUGUAUCCCUUUGGGUGUUUUCGUACCAAACAUAUCUCAAGACUCAGUGAGAGGAACUACCUGCUAGGGAGCUCCUCCAAGAACUAUAGACCUCCAAGAACUUUUUAUUUUGUUUGCAUCCGCACCGCCAGUCGCAACGUUGAAGUGAUGUAAACCGGCUUGUUAGCAUGACAGCAGGAAAUGCUUGUCAAGUUUUUUUAUAUUUCACUUCAACACAUCAAAAUCGUGUUGUAUUUCCUCCGUUGCAGAAUACCCUCAGUAAAGCCUGGACUACACUGUUGGUCUGUUUGACCAUGUUUUUCAACUUUUUAACACGAACGUUGAGCCGUUGUUUCCAUGGAUAACGUUUUCCACAUAUUUUAAAAAUGGCAGUUGCUGGUGCUGCACUGGCAUGUGUUCAACCAAUCAAUAAACAUUUACGUCACUCAUGGUUCCUCUUGUGCUGGGAGAGUACCGACUCUAUAGUAGGAGCAUAAAAAAGUCCUUCAAAACAGCAUUCUUAGACCUACAAUCGUCCUCAGUUCAAGAAGCGCGGACCCACAAAAAGGGAGAACUUCCUCCAACAGUUCUAAGAACUAUUAAAAUGUUCGUCCAGUUUGAAAGCACGUGAUGGGUUUCCUUGAGGUUCUCAGGGUUCUUCCCUCAAACAUGCCAGUUAGGUGGACUGAGUCCACAAUGCAACAAUUUCACAAGUGCACAUAGAGUACUCUUUUUAAUGAUCUCUCCCACCCCCCCCAAAAAAAAAAGUACAAAUAAAAAUGUUGAUUUUUGCAUCAACAUUAUCAGGUUUCCAGAGACAGGCAUUUUCACCAUUGCUACUAGAAUAUGAGUAGCCUAGAUAUUUCAUUAAUUCUGUCGACUAAGGACAGGCUCCUGUUUCGGGAAAUAUGUCAAUUUCAAGCCUUUCAAAAAAAAAUUACACAGCACGUCCAUGACAUACUAUUUACAAAUAAAAACAUUCCGAUUCGUCGUCAGCAUCGGCUUGGUCAGUGUGUCUCUGCUGCUUAUUCCAGCCUAAUCUGAUAAAUAAACAGGAUAGUUUUCAAUCUAAAACUGAUAUUGAGCAACAUCCCUUCUUCAUAAAGCUGAGUCGGGUAUCACACGUUGUCGACUCGAGUUUUUUCAUUUCUUGACUUUCUCAAAUAGCGCCGUCGUAUGGUGCUCGCUUCCAACCAGUUCAGACUUGCUCUGUUUCCACGCUGCCUGGUCUUUCGAAACGGCAUCCGACCUCUUCAAACCGUCGUGUACGAACACAAAGACAUUCAGGAAGUUGGAUAGGUUUACUGGCUUUUUGUGUAUCGCAGUUGUUCUGCUUUGAGUGAAAUGGAAGAGCUUUUCCAAACGGUCAUCACCCACGCCGCCAUUGUCUGCGACUGUUGUUAGCAUGCGACGCUAGUCCCUGAGGCCAUAAUACGCUGUAUCAAGCGAGGCGGAAAAUCUCGCACGUGCCUUUCAAACACAGUGCACUCAACUUCUGAUGAAACGAUCAACAUCCAUCCAUCCAUCAUCUGUAGCCGCUUAUCCUGUUCUACAGGGUCGCGGGCAAGCUGGAGCCUAUCCCAGCUGACUAUGGGCGAGAGGCAGGGUACACCCUGGACAAGUCGCCAUGUUAUAACGAUCAACAUUUUUAAUAGAUUUUAAAAGUGUACUAACCGUUGCCAGGAUGAAGCCGAUACUGAAGAUGAAUGAAAAAAGUGGAUCGUCUACAACCAGGACGAGGACUCGGCUGAAGGAGGGACAAACAAACAAAAAGUUCUCCGAUGUUCCCGGACUGCACCGUUCCACAGGAAGUCGUUGAUUCGGUCAGAUGGAUCGUGGAGGCCACGUGGGCGCCGUUCUCUCUCUAGAUCAGAUCCGCUCCAUUCGUUCCAAGAACGAGUACACCGAAGGCCCCGUGACGUCACCGGCAUCAUCGCAGUCGCCUGCGACGUCGACGCGGCCGUCGUCGUGGCGCCCUUCGCCGCCUCCCCGGACGCUGAAGCACGAGAGGACUCACGAGGUCAUUGUGGUCAACGUUAACAACAACAACUACGGAAGCGGCGGCACCGGUAGCGGCUUCUCUCCUUCCUCGGGAAGCUCGCCACCUUUUCGCCAUGUGGUUAGGACUCAGCCCAAAUCGCAACUGGCGCCCUUGCGGCCUCUGUUCCCUCCUUCGGACGCUCUGUUGAUGUCGAAGCAGGCGAAGUCGAAGGGCGAGUCGUUGCUAUCGUCGUCGUCUUCGUCGUCCUCAUCCUCGUCGUCGCACCAGCUGAUCUGCGAGAGCUGCGGGAAGUGUAAGUGCGUCGAGUGCACUUCGCCGCGACCACUUCCCUCGCGGAUGGUGUGCGACGGCCAGUGCGUGUGCUCGGCCGAGAGCGUGCUGGAGCACGGCACCUGUAUGUGCCUCGUCAAGGGCCUUUUCUACCACUGCUCGAGCGAGGGUGGAGACGAUGCGGGCGACUCGUGCGCUGACCGACCGUGCUCGCUGUCGCGGCCCCGCUGCCCGGCGCGCUUCCUCUGCAUGGCCCUCAUGGCACCCGUCUUCCCCUGCCUGCUCUGCUACCCUCCGUGCAAAGGGUGCCUGAAAGUGUGCCAGGUGUGCCACGACCGCCUGCGCCGACCCGGCUGUCGCUGCAAGAACUCGAAUGCCGUCUACUGCUGGAGAGACGGGCAGGGACACGCGCUCGCGCCGGGCAAACCGACCUGAGUGGGACAGGACACUCAAACGAGACACUAACAAACACGGAGCCGAAAACCCAGGCACUAACACACACAGGAUUAAGGGCGCUUUUUUUUUCCCUUUCUUUUUUUUUGGCCCCAUUCGGCUUCCAUACUCAAGCUAAAACAGGCAGAGCUGAAUAUGUGCUAACACACGCAGCAGGGAGUCCAGAUCUACGCUAACAAACACACUGAGGUCUGAAUGUGUGCCAGGCAUGUGCCAGUAAUUAGUUAUGCAAUGACAAGAAAUUCAAUAUUGUUCUUGUGGAUGCUUCGAAAUCUCGUCAGUGCCACUGUGGCAUGAGGACAACCGCGUCCUCGGCUUUGCCAGCAAGCGCAAUUCCAUAAUUCUCUCAUGCGCGUUGGGUGAAAAUCUGAAAAGCAGUGCUGAAAUGUUGUCUCACCGCAAUGUUAAAAGUGUAAAACGGCACAUCCUGACAAAAGCCUGAAAACAGUGCGGGAUGCAGACUGAGGGCGAGUCCCAGGACACGCGAUCCGGGAGGAAGAGGACGGACGAUGCUAUCCUGACUAUGCGCUAAAUUGGCCCCACCUGCUCCUCACCAAUCUGCUGCUAGGAGGAUGGAGGAUGGAAAAACGCAAAACCACUCGUUUAUUAUCUGUCGCAUGGCAGUUUUUUUUUUUAAAUAAACAAAACCAGUGUUUGCCUUAAACUGACUGCGGGUCUGCUCAGCUACUCGAUAAAGAGACACAAAAAAAAAAAAAGACAGACAGAAGAAGAAAAUAUUUUUAAGUAAACGAGACACAAACCGAACCGAAUCUGUGAAGGACUGUCCGGCCAGCCCAUAAUACUGUAGCUGUUCCCAGAUCGCCGUAGCAACCUGGUAUUGUUCUCACACAGAGGGCUUCCCGUGCCUUCCCGCGGGUCGUCUCCAUGGAAACGACCCCUCCGUCUGGUAGCGUUUCCGGAUGGACAGACGGGCGGACGUUCAAACACACACACACACACACACACACACACACACACACACACACACACACACACUCCGUGGCAUUCUGACAUUAUGGUUUUGUUGUUGUUUGUUUUCUUGUUUUCUCUCCCCUUUUCUCAUAUUUUUGUAAAAAAAAAAAUUGUAUGUUCAAAUCCAUCAGAGGAAUCCUGGCUAUUUUUUAAAAAGUGAAAAAAGAAAAAAAAAUGUCUGUUUAAAAACAUUUUGGUUUUUUCUUUGUCAUUGUAAAAAAAAAAAAAAUAUUUAUUAAGUGAAGCUCUAUUAUUUUAUGAUAUUUAUUGCGAAACAAAGACAGUCUUAGAUUUACUCAUGUCUGAAUAUAACAGAAAUAUCAAUACUGAGAAAUUAAAGGGUGACACAAACGUUAUGUUAACUUUACUGCAGAAAUAUAUGAAUUAACUAAUAACA